AAAAAUAACAGCUUGGAAAGCUAAAUUAAUAUUUUUCAUAUAAAAUCAACUGGUAUAUUUAUAAGGCCAAAAAAACAAAAAUACUCUCUGGUAUUUGUUUACCCAGCUGAUAUACAUGUAAGGAACUUGAUUUGAUUAUUAGUCAAGGGAAGGGUAAAAAGAAGAAAGCUUGUUGGAAAUAAACGUAUUCGAGAAAUCGAAUUUUAUCCAACCUUUAACAAGAAGUUCAUCAGCUGCCAAAUAUUUUGUUCCUUCAUUAGUGUUCAGUAAUCGUUUCUUUUCCAGAUCCACUAUUAUGUCAUCAAAAAGUUCUGUGACAGUUGCUGUUUGUCAAAUGACUUCUACUGCUGACCGAAAAAAGAAUUUUGAGACUUGCAGAGAUUUUAUUAACAGAGCUGCUUCCCAUAAUGCCAAAAUGGUGUUUCUUCCUGAAAAUUUUGAUCACAUUGGUGAAAAUAGAACUCAAGCAUUUGAAUUAGGAGAACCUUUAAAUGGUCCAUUAAUAUCUGAAUAUAAAAAACUGGCUGUUGAACAUUCACUUUGGCUUUCAUUAGGAGGGUUCCAUGAAAAAGAUCUAGAGAAAGAUAAACACAGAGUUUACAAUUCUCAUGUUAUCAUCAAUCCUAGUGGUGAAAUAGAAUCUGUUUAUCGCAAGCUUCAUAUGUUUGAUAUAGAUAUUCCUGGUACUGUUCGUUUAAAAGAAACAGAAUUCGCCAUUCCUGGUCCGGAAAUCUGUCCACCAGUCAAUACCUCUGUAGGAAAAAUUGGGCUUGGUAUUUGUUAUGAUCUGCGAUUCCCAGAAUUUUCUUUGUCCCUUACUAAAGCUGGAGCUGAAAUACUUACUUAUCCAUCUGCCUUCACUCAACCUACAGGCAUGGCUCACUGGGAGUCUCUUCUUAGAUGUCGGGCAAUAGAGUGCCAGUGUUAUGUAAUUGCAGCUGCCCAAACCGGAAAACAUAAUCCUAAAAGAUCAUCUUACGGUCAUGCAAUGGUAGUUGAUCCAUGGGGUUGUGUUAUUGCUUGUUGUAGUGAAGGAGCAGGAAUUAUUUUUGCAGAUAUUAAUUUGGAUUACAUUAAAAAAAUUAGAUCAGAGAUGCCAGUUUGGGAACACAGACGCAGUGAACUGUAUGGAACUAUCGUUGCACCAAAGAGCAGCCCAGAUACUGAGACAACUUAUAUGUUUGCCACUAAUCAAUUGAAUCCCUGCUGUAUUUUCUAUAAAACACAAUACUCUAUGGCUUUUGUAAAUAGAAAAUGUGUUGUACCAGGACAUGUUUUAGUUACACCAAUCCGAUGUGUUAAACGUCUGGCUGAUUUGAGUCCAAAUGAAGUAGCUGAUUUGUUUUUAUGUGUACAAACUGUACAAAGGAAGAUUGAAGAAGCAUACAAUGCUUCAUCAUCUAGUGUAGCUAUUCAAGAUGGCCCAGAAGCCGGACAAACUGUUCCUCAUCUACAUGUGCAUAUUCUACCUAGAAAAUCGGGAGACUUUAAAAGAAAUGAUGAAAUAUAUGAAAAGUUGGAAAGUCAUGAUAAAGGGAAAGAUAUAGAAUGGAGGUCUCAAGAAGAUAUGUUAGAAGAAGCAACUGAAUUAAAAAAAUAUUUUUGAGAAAAAAAAAUAAUUGUAGAAUAAAAAUAUUUGAUACACA
Molecule: messenger RNA, 1646 nt
Organism: Argiope bruennichi
Lineage: Eukaryota; Metazoa; Arthropoda; Arachnida; Araneae; Araneidae
Gene: NitFhit
Product: nitrilase and fragile histidine triad fusion protein NitFhit-like
Exons: 12
Coding region: 296-1606 (436 amino acids)
Molecular function (GO): hydrolase activity, acting on carbon-nitrogen (but not peptide) bonds, in linear amides
Source: RefSeq, a predicted model, not a curated record